Messenger RNA from Saprolegnia parasitica CBS 223.65, 1351 nucleotides. RefSeq lists its product as hypothetical. The coding region runs from base 62 to 1291 and encodes 409 amino acids. The record is from RefSeq and is a predicted model, not a curated record. NCBI's taxonomy places the organism in Eukaryota, Oomycota, Saprolegniomycetes, Saprolegniales, Saprolegniaceae. The transcript has a single exon.
GACAUCGCGGGGUCAUUUCACGUUUUAUUCGCCAGUCACAGAGCGACCGAAGCACGCAACGAUGGGCCUGGCACGCGCGACGACGACCAACGACAAGAAGGCCAACAACAAGAAGAAGGCUGCCCCCGCGCCCAUCGACUACGCGGCCAUCGAACACCCGUACGUUGUGCUCCUCAAUAAGAAGCUGCGCUCGCUCAAGAAGAAGCAAGAGAAGAUCAAGUCGCUCGAAGAGUCCAUGGUCGGCUCCAACAAGACGCUCAACGAGCAGCAGCUCGAGGUGCUUGCCAACAAGACCCUUGUCGAGAAGAUGUACGCCGAGCUUGAAGCGCUCCGCGUGCUCUUUGUCGAAACGACGAUCCUGCCCGAGGCGUCCGCCAAGGUCGAGACCCCUGCCGACGCGGAGCCCGUCGUUGAAGACGUUGUCGCCGUCGUCGAAGACGUCGCUGAAGUCAAAGAAGAGACGGUGCCCGCUCCGACGGCGCCGGCUGUCGAGACCCACGAUCUUGAAGAGGAGAAGAUGGAGUACGUCGGCGAAAUCUUGAAGCUCCUCCACGCCGUGAGCUUGCACCAAGCUUUGGGCCACGACGUGCCGAUUGCGCUUGACUACUUUGUCAAGGUGCUCAUGGGUGGCACGCGCCCGCCUGCCGAGGUUGCGUUCAAGGAGAACCUUGCUGAGUCCAUGGUUGAAGCGAAGCGCUACUUGACCCAGAGCGAGAAGGUUCUCGUUUGCGAUAUGUCGUACCACGACUUGCGCGAAGCCGUCGACCGUCUUGUGAACCCUGUCCGUGUCGCCGAGCCGGUUGUUGAAGCACCUCAGAUCAACUUCUUCGCCGAGCCGGACGUUGUGAUCGAUGUGCCUGUCGCCGACGCAACCCCCGUGGUCGCGGACGACGUCACAACUCCUCAAGACGGCCAAGUUUCCGUGCCCGAAGAGUCUACGGCACCGGUUAAGUCGUUUGCGGCCGCGGCCUGUGGCAAGCGCCCCAGCUCUGGCAACCGCCGCAAGAACUCGCCGCGCAACAAUGCUCCGGCAACGGCGCCAUCCGUCGACGCCAGCGCCGCGGAGAAGCCCAAGCAGCCUCGCCGCCAGUACAAGCCGAAGGCGACGACGGAGGCGGCACAGGCCGCAGGUGAAGCGCCCAAGCCCCGCCCUCAGCGCAGCGCCAACAAGCCGUCGAGCAGCAGUCCGUCGCCGACGGGCGAGUCGGCCAAGGGAGGUGCGACCAAGUCGUCGGCGCCCCGGCGCCCGCGCCAGCCGCGCGGCCCCAAGAAGGAGAGCGAGACGCCGUAAAGCGUGCCACGUAAUUUUGGAGUCGUAAUAAUAAUAAUAAAAAGUAAAAUAAAACGUGCA